CAUCAUUUAUAAAUGACAAUAUUUUUAAUAUGAUUUAUUUAUUCAUUAUAGACAUUAUUUUGAUAAGUAGGAUAAUUCCGUAUCAUUUACGAUAAUUUUAUGCUGCGGGCAUGAUAUUUGCCUCACUUCAGGUUGUGAACACUGCCUUCCAUUCAAUGAUUUAAUUGAGGUUAAACAAAGGAUACAAGCACAAGUCACGGUUGUAUAUUUACAUUUCAAAGUAUAUAAUGACGAGUUCAAGAAAUUUCCUGUAGGCUUUGCCUUAAAACUUAUCGUUAAAAGUUUUGAAGUAAUAGAAAACGUUUUUAGAGGUAUUCUGGAUGUUCUUUUGUUGAAACUGAAAUUUGAUGAUGAGAGCAAAGAGGUUAUAUGUAAUGCUUUCAGAAGAAAAUUAUAUGCAGCAUUCGAAUUCAAGUCAAUGUGACCGAAUACCGAUAACACAAUUAUUCCACAUGUGGAUUGCGAAAAAAUGUUACAGCUCGACAUAAGGGAAGUGUACACGAAGGAAAAGAGAAGCGAGUCAAUUUCCGAUAGUGAGAAAAUAUGUCGAUUGUGUAUGAACUGUGUGUAAAAAGUGAAUUUAUGUGCAUACGUGAAGAGGAACUCGAAGCUAUUCAGAAAUUGACUCCUAAAAUGAAUAUAAAUGUCAAAGAUCCCGUUGUAUGUAAGGAAUGUUUUGAUUCCCAGUCUAUCCAUAACAGUUUCCUUAGAGACUGCUCAGAAGUAGAGGAAAACAUUAGAGAUGUUUGUGAUAAUUCAACCACAGAAAGUCGAACAGAUACGUCACCAUCUGAUUUAUUUGUUAAGACUGAAAACCUGGACAAAGAAUUCGAUAUUAACGAGAUGGAAAUGUCGAUCAAAAUUGAACGUGUCGACAUAAAAUCUGAGUAUGAGGAAGCAAGUUAUGCGUCACUGCAGAGCUCCAAUAACGAACCAUCCGAGAAGAGUGAUUGUAAAGAUGCGGCAGAGGAUGGAUGUAAAAAUGAGAAUGGAUGGGAAAACCAAUGUAAUAUGAAAAUCAAGCGGGACUGCACGGUAUUGUACAAAUGUGAUGAACAUAUUUGCGAAACUGAAAGACACGAGUAUGAAACUGAGAAUAAGAAAUUACUUCAAAGCCGGUUGAGACAUAAAGACCCCUCACCAGUCAAAAUAUACAGGUGUAAUGACGAUUAUGAAAGCAGAUAUAGGAAGUAUAUCAAACAGCAUCAACUGAAACAUAAAGAUCCUACGGGCGUUCAAAUGUACAGGUGUAACAACUGCGAUUAUGAAACUAAGUACGAGGGUUACAUCACACGACACCAAAUGAAACAUAAAGAUCCUUCGCAGAUUCAAAUGUACAGGUGUAACGACUGCGAUUACAAAACUAAUUCAAAGGGUGGUCUCAAGAAGCACCAAAUGAAACAUAAAGAUCCUUCGCAGGUUCACAUGUACAGCUGUAACGACUGCGAUUAUAAAUCUAAAUCAAAGGAAAGUAUCAAAAAGCACCAACUAAAACAUAAAGAUCCUUCACAAAUUCACAUGUACAGGUGCAACGACUGCGAUUUCGAAACUAAAUACAGGACGAGUAUCAGAAAGCACCAACUGAAACAUAAAGAUUCUUCAGAGGUUCAAAUGUACAGAUGUAACAACUGCAAUUAUGAAAGUAAAUACAAAGGUGAUAUCAAAAAGCACCAAGUGAAACAUAAAGAUCCGUCGCAGGUUCACAUGUACAGGUGUAAAGACUGCAGUUUCGAAACUAAAUACAAGAGCGUUAUUAAAUGUCACGAUUUGAAGCACAAAGGACCUUCUUAA
Anoplophora glabripennis (Asian longhorned beetle) is the source of this 1791-nucleotide messenger RNA. RefSeq names its product zinc finger protein 99-like. Gene Ontology annotation, molecular function: DNA-binding transcription factor activity, RNA polymerase II-specific; RNA polymerase II transcription regulatory region sequence-specific DNA binding. The record is from RefSeq and is a predicted model, not a curated record. Gene Ontology annotation, cellular component: nucleus. The transcript has 4 exons. The coding region runs from base 544 to 1791 and encodes 415 amino acids. Lineage: Eukaryota; Metazoa; Arthropoda; Insecta; Coleoptera; Cerambycidae. Gene Ontology annotation, biological process: regulation of transcription by RNA polymerase II.